Molecule: messenger RNA, 821 nt
Organism: Laetiporus sulphureus 93-53
Lineage: Eukaryota; Fungi; Basidiomycota; Agaricomycetes; Polyporales; Laetiporaceae
Exons: 6
Coding region: 206-655 (149 amino acids)
Source: RefSeq, a predicted model, not a curated record
UGUCGACGAUUUGUACGAUUCGGACGAUUUGGAGGAUGGCCCCAGAGCCAAGUUCGAUCCUGAUCAAGUCCACAUACGUAACUUUUCGAGAGUAAAAAGUCAGCGCGGUCCUGAUCCCUACACAACCAAACUGACGCGGUUCCGUCUGAUCAACGAGGAUGAUCUGAAGCCAACACAUAGUUCUGGCAAGAGUAUCGAGCAGCCCAUGCCGCAAAUUAUCGUCAAGCGGGAGAAGUCGCCCAGCAUGCCAUUGCCUCGGACACCAUUGCCAGUGGAUUUCCGGGAAGCCAGCAUCAUCUGCUUGAGUAGCCCACCGAGACGGCCUGAUGAACUUCCGUUCAAACUAAUAUCUCGUUCUACAGCCCUGAUCACCGAUGCUGACCUGGGGCUGGCACAAAGCGAGCAAUUCGAUUCCCUUAUCGACAUGGGAACAGUGCGUGCAGCACUGUUGUCGACUCAGUCCCCAGGUCACCUAACCGGUUCAGAGCCUGCUCCUACUCACCUACCUUUGAAGAGGCCACUGGAGUCACCAACUUCCCCGGUCAUCAAGCGGAGCCGAACUCUGCCGCCGCACGCGGUCCGCACCAAGAGCGGUUACCUGCGUGGUCCGGUGGAAAGUCGGAACCUAGCAGGAUCGUCCCGCUCGUCCGGCUAGCAGUAACGCCUUUGUUCACAGUCGACUGCACUGAACUGUGUAACACGCUGUGUUGUGAACAAGUGUAUGUUGAUUAAAGCCACAACUGGUGGAAGAGACAGCGUCUACUUCUUCUUGCACAUAUGACGGAUUUCCAGCUCGAGUUCAUUCAAGAAACGACGUUCAC